Molecule: messenger RNA, 972 nt
Organism: Guyanagaster necrorhizus
Lineage: Eukaryota; Fungi; Basidiomycota; Agaricomycetes; Agaricales; Physalacriaceae
Product: Isy1-like splicing factor
Exons: 5
Coding region: 1-972 (323 amino acids)
Biological process (GO): generation of catalytic spliceosome for second transesterification step
Source: RefSeq, a predicted model, not a curated record
AUGGCCCGUAAUGAAGAGAAAGCACAGUCCAUGCUUUAUCGGUUUCGAGAGGCACAAGCGGCAGAGCUUGGCCUUGGGACACGCGGAGACCGUCGACCGCGAAUGGCAAGCGCAUGCAAAAGUUUGCGCGAAUGUGAACGAUGGAGAGGAGAAAUUCUGAGGGAAAUUAGCCGAAAGGUGUCGAAAAUUCAGGAUGCCGGCCUUACCGAUUAUGAAGUCCGCGAUUUAAAUGACGAGAUCAACAAAAUUCUGCGAGAAAAACGGCAUUGGGAGAAUCAGAUAGUGGCUCUUGGUGGCGCUAACUAUCGGCGGAAUGUGGCCAUGCUGGACGAUGACGGGAAGGAGGUACCCGGGACGAAGGGUUACAAGUAUUUUGGACGAGCCAAGGAGCUACCAGGUGUUCGAGAACUCUUCCAGAGCCGGAAGAACGAGGAAGAAGAGGAGAACCAGACCUUGGCGUUCUACAAAAAGUUCUUGGGACAAGGACCGGCAUAUUAUGGCGACACGGACGAAGUCGAUGGAAAAUUACUGGAUUUUGAACGGCAAGCGGAAGAGGAUGAAUGGGAAGAAGCGUAUACAAAUCUUCGAGAAUCCUUGGACCUUCCGAAUGACGAUCCUAUGCCAAAGUUUCCCAGAUCCGACGCUUCGGGCGCCUCAGUUAUUCCGCCGCGUUCAUCGGCGACGCAAAACGCUAAACGGAAGGUUAAUGAUGGAGAUGCUGAUGGGGAAGAUUCGGAGAUGGAAGAUUCAAAGCGUUCAAAAAUUGGAGCUAGUGCGCCUCUACCACCGCGCUCAGAGCUGCCGAUAGACCAGGCUUAUGCGAGCGCUCAUGCAGCUGCAUCGUAUAUACCUUUCUUGACUGCUGAAAAUCUCCUGCCUCCCAAGAUGCCUACUCGAACGGAGAUGGACGCAGUGCUUCUCGAUCUACGGAAGAAGGUCUUGGUUGAGGAAUAUUUUGGUGAAGAAAAAUGA